AUGCUGACUUUUCUGGUGCUGGGUCAACAGCACCUUGACCACGGGCCUCGUUCUGUCUUGUGUAGUUGUCAUCUGGACCCACGGACGGUUGUGUACCAGAACGGCAUCUCCAAGGCAUCCCGGUUUUCUUUUGAGGCCUUCCGCUUUGUGGAGCACCGCAACAAGGAUAGGUCCAGCAUCUUCCUUAACUGCAUCGUGAGGCUCUGUGAACCCAGCAAAUGCCUGGAGAUCAUGAAUGCUUGUAAGACCACGAGGAAAAGGAGGGGUGCCAAAGCCUUCGGAGAGCCGUCAGCUGACUCAGCAACAGUUUCCCUAGGUCCCAUCUACACCGCAGAAGACGGUGCUGCUACCUUAACUGGCGCAACUGAAUCCACCUACUUCUCCUCUGCCGCAGGCUGCGGCCACCGGCCCCCUAGAUCUGAGAUCAGUGUCUUCUUCUCUCUCUCCACUGCGGUCGGCGUCGUAAUGCUCAUGUUAAACUAGCUCCACCCUCAAAGCCACGUUUCCCUUCAGGUUUCUAUCACUAAGACCCUCGUAGACCAACAAAUUCUUGCUGGUUACAAAGGCAAACACCAAAAUUAGCUCCAUAAACACAUUAAUAUGCACUGAACGUAAAUACUGCUUCGGCGUCCAGAACUGGUUUACGUGCAAUUAAUGCAUUGCACGUUAAGGGGAGCCCUCUGACUCCCCGAGGGGAAUUCUGGGUAACCUGCUCAGAUCAGGGCUCUCUAAGUGCUGAGGUCUCGCUGGAGUCAAUUCUCUUACGACACCAUUUAGCCGUUUCCAAUUGACACGUUACAUUAUGUCUCGGAGGCUGAUCGACCUGUUGCUAGCCUGUGAUGGUUAUAUAUGUUUUUUCCUUGUCCCCGGUGCAUAUUAACGUAUUUCAAUGGUCAAUGUGACAAUGAAUCCAGCCUAAAAUCACGGGUCAUUAUCUUAAGCCUAGAACAUAAAAAAGAACCCUGAACGUAUAAAUGUAAAGAUAAUUAAUAUUAUUAGUAGAUUUUUA
Messenger RNA from Paramormyrops kingsleyae, 1009 nucleotides. Lineage: Eukaryota; Metazoa; Chordata; Actinopteri; Osteoglossiformes; Mormyridae. The record is from RefSeq and is a predicted model, not a curated record.